UAAUCGAAUGAAAAUAACCGAUUAUAAUCGGUUAUUCGAUUAGUCGUGCAUUUACUAAAAUACUGCAUGAAUCGUUCAUGAAAAUACUGUGGCAUACAUCGCACGACUGACGUAGCGAAAUUUGCGGAUCUAGUAACUACAAAAAUAUAUAAAAUAAAAAUGGCCACAACUUUAGCUGCAGACCGAUUCUGGGUGGAUAAAGCCAACUUUCACAAUGCCGAACGUCAAUAUUACGAAUUUUUAAACAAGGAGGAGGAUAAACAGAUAAGUGGCGACGGACACUUGAAUGGUGUCCAAGAGCCCCCAUCUAAACAGAAAAAAAACAAAAAAAUCAAGAACAAGAAGAAUGAAAGUAUAGCAAAAGUCACGGAAAUAUCGACAAACUCUGAAAGCGAAGAGAGGCUUUUAUUAACCGGCCACCAGGUUAAUGCACCCAUUGAAAUAGCUAAAGUGGGGGCAAAAUCAACUGGAGAGAAGCUCAAAAAGAGAAAUAAAACAGCUAAGAAAAAUACCGAUUUGUCGGGUACCGCGGCCAACAGUCAGUGCACUUUAGUCUCGGAAAUCGCCAAGGCCAGAGAGCACAUAAAAAAUUCUUUAGAAAAGAUGGACGGUAUUACUACACUGACUUCUUCUCCAGUGUCUGGCGAGGUCCUAGAUCGCGUUGCUGCUAUAGAAAAAGACAAUGCCGAUUUGAGAAAGUUAGUCGAGAGCUUGAAGUCGGUAUGUUUGGAAACCCAAAACCGUAUAACAGCUUUAGAGAAAAAGGUGAACACCGAAUUAUCUGGAGCUGUAUCAGCCAACCCUAUUCCCGCCCCUGCUGCUAAGGCCGCUCCUGUAAAAGUGGCUGCCGAAGAAGACGAUGAUGAUGUCGACCUUUUUGGAUCCGAAGAAGAAGAGGACGACGAAGCCGUGCGCAUACGUGAAGAGCGUCUGGCUGCUUACGCUGCAAAGAAAUCGAAGAAACCGCAAAUUAUCGCCAAAUCCAGCUUGAUUUUAGAUGUCAAGCCAUGGGACGAUGAGACAGAUCUUAAGGUCAUGGAAACAGAAAUAAGAAAAAUCGAGACAGAUGGCCUUUUAUGGGGUGCUUCUAAGUUUGUGCCAGUCGCUUUUGGUAUUCAAAAGCUUAGCAUCUCCUGCGUCGUUGAAGAUGAUAAAGUCUCUAUCGAUUGGCUAACUGAAGAAAUCGAAAAGUUAGAGGAUUACGUACAAAGUGUAGAUGUUGCUGCAUUCAAUAAAAUUUAAAUAAAUUUAUUAAAUAAAAAAGUUAUUCGUAUCUAAA
Rhagoletis pomonella (apple maggot) is the source of this 1279-nucleotide messenger RNA. RefSeq names its product probable elongation factor 1-delta (gene eEF1delta). NCBI's taxonomy places the organism in Eukaryota, Metazoa, Arthropoda, Insecta, Diptera, Tephritidae. Gene Ontology annotation, biological process: translational elongation. Bases 160 to 1242 code for a protein of 360 amino acids. Gene Ontology annotation, molecular function: translation elongation factor activity; guanyl-nucleotide exchange factor activity. The transcript has 4 exons. The record is from RefSeq and is a predicted model, not a curated record. Gene Ontology annotation, cellular component: cytosol; eukaryotic translation elongation factor 1 complex.